Molecule: messenger RNA, 1107 nt
Organism: Electrophorus electricus (electric eel)
Lineage: Eukaryota; Metazoa; Chordata; Actinopteri; Gymnotiformes; Gymnotidae
Gene: tmem230b
Product: transmembrane protein 230b
Biological process (GO): synaptic vesicle transport
Cellular component (GO): endomembrane system; synaptic vesicle
Source: RefSeq, a predicted model, not a curated record
GUAGUCUCACUCUUGGCGCUCUGGAAACCACAACAUAGUUGCCCGUGUCUGUCUCUCACCGGGAAAGGAAUAUUAAACAUGAGUACAAACUGAAGUAGUGAUAAGGAAGGACGAUGCCGGCUAGAAACAUCAUUACGAGCGGGCUGCCCAAUAGCAAAGUGCGGUACUCAAAGCUGGCAAGUAAUGAUGACGGCUACAUUGAUUUACAGUUCAAGAAGAGCCCACCUAAAGUCCCAUAUAAGGCGAUCACAUUGGCGGUUGUUCUUUUUCUGAUCGGCUCUGUUCUGAUCAUUAUUGGAGCGCUUCUCUUAGCAGGAUACUUUGACGUUCGAGAUCACCAUGAGCGCACUAUACCAGUCCUCAUUAUAGGGAUUCUGGUCUUCCUUCCUGGAUUCUACCACUUGCGCAUCGCCUACUAUGCCUACAGGGGUUACCGUGGCUACUCCUAUGAUGACAUCCCAGACUUUGAUGACUGAGUCACGUGGGACAUUGUGACAACUUAGUGAUGUUGGUCAUCUCUGAAGAAGAGACUCUUUUAUGUGCAUACAGACAGAACUUCAGUCUCAACGUGUACCAAAGGUGAUUAGUACAGAAGAUUACGGUGAUUAAAAGAGCUUCUGAGAAAGUCAGAUAAUUUCACCAUAAAUUCACCUUCUGGAUUAACAUUCUUGACUUCAGUGAGAGAAUACUGGCAUUUUAUGUGAUGCUAUAUUGACCUAAUAUAAUUAAUAUACCAUCUUUGCUGCCGAGUUAAAGGGGAAAUGGAUAGUAGCGGUGUGUUGCAUUAAUGUCAGUUUUUGGCAGGAGAGAAGCCUGUUGUCAGUCUUAUGUUUAAUAAUGCUCUGUGAGACUGGUUUUCUUUAGCUUUAUCUUCUAUAAACUACACUGAAGUAAGAUGAGUAAGGACUGGGCAUAGAUGAACUAUACACUGUGGUUCCCUACUGAAGUCCAGGAUAACAACACAAGAUUUAAAACACACUGUUUAGUGAGUUUUAAAAGUGUCACCACUAGUUUGUUGUUUGUUGUUGAUUUACCAGCAUUACACUGCAUAAUUUGUUAUGCCUCACACUGUAAUAAAUGGUGAAGCUGCUCUACUUCAAAACCACA